ACUCCAAGAUGCGUCAUGUGACGGACAGACAGACUCUUAAAUUCCAGUAUGGUGCCUUCACUGUCCUGGUUUUCCACAGUGUUGUCUUCCUCGCCGUGAUUCACUCAUGUAGCGGUCAGUCCGAUGUCAUCGGUCCAUCUCAGCCAAUAGUGGCAAUAGUUGGUGAUGACGUCAUCCUGCCGUGUCACCUGGUCCCCGUCAUGAAUGCUUUCGUCAUGACUGUGGAGUGGGCGAGACCAGACCUGGACCCCAGGUUUGUCCUGUUGUGGCGUGUCGGCGUGGAGCUGGCGAGUAAAAAACACCCGGCCUACAGAGGAAGAACGUCUCUGUUUACCGACCGACUGAAGCACGGAGACGUCUCGCUGAACCUCUCCUCUGUGAGAUUAUCUGAUGAGGGAAGAUACAGAUGCUUCAUCCCAAAAUUAAAUAAGUCUCCUACUAUUCAGCUUGUUGUCGGUGCUGUCUCCUCGCCCGUCAUCCUGGUGACAGAAAGCAGCAGUGGCGGCGUGUUGUUACAGUGCGAGGCCAAAGGCUGGUAUCCAGAGCCUGAGGUGGUGUGGCUGGACGGAGAGGGAAACCCCGUCCCUGCUGGACCUGCAGAGACUCUCAGGGGUCCUGAUGACCUCUACACUGUGAGCAGCAAACUGACUGUGGAGAAGAGACACAGCAACUUCACCUGCAGAGUCCAGCAGAAGACCAUCAACCAGACCAGAGAGACACACGUCCAGGUUGCAGAUCAAUCCUUCAUGCUCCCUAGAACUCCCGGUACUCCCGGUACCCGGUACUCCUGGUACUUCUGGUUCUUCUGA
Messenger RNA from Anoplopoma fimbria (sablefish), 809 nucleotides. RefSeq names its product butyrophilin subfamily 3 member A2-like. Lineage: Eukaryota; Metazoa; Chordata; Actinopteri; Perciformes; Anoplopomatidae. The annotation marks the transcript as partial. The record is from RefSeq and is a predicted model, not a curated record. The transcript has 4 exons.